Spinacia oleracea (spinach) is the source of this 755-nucleotide messenger RNA. Its product is annotated as autophagy-related protein 8i. The transcript is spliced from 5 exons. Lineage: Eukaryota; Viridiplantae; Streptophyta; Magnoliopsida; Caryophyllales; Amaranthaceae. The coding region runs from base 114 to 488 and encodes 124 amino acids. The record is from RefSeq and is a predicted model, not a curated record.
CUGCAUCAUGAGACUAUAAAACGUUUCCCAAAUUUGAUCAUCUAAUGUGAAUUUGAGAGGAAGACGUAAUCAAGAAACCCCAGAAGUUCAGAAUUCAGAAAUCAAGGGCAGCAAUGGGGAAGGCAAAAUCGUUCAAAGAUGAAUUCACUUUUGAACAAAGGUUGGACGAAGCCACUGAUAUGCUCGCCAAGUAUCCUGAUCGAGUCCCUGUGAUUGCUGAGAAAUAUUCAAGAACUGAUCUUCCUGUGCUUGAAAAGAAAAAAUUCUUGGUUCCUAAAGACAUGUCCGUCGGACAUUUCAUUCACAUUUUGAGUGGCAGACUUCGGCUUGCUCCUGGCAAGGCUCUUUUUGUAUUUGUUAAGGAUACAUUGCCUCAAACAUCUUGUUUGUUGAACUCUGUUUACGAGACAUACAAGGAUGAAGAUGGAUUUCUGUACAUGUGUUACAGCAGUGAAAAAACCUUUGGUGGUGUUGCCACAGUGUUGUAAAUUCUUCAGUCUUUGACCACUUUGUUUCCCAACAAGUGACUCGAAGUUUGUUUGUCAGUAUUUCAUUUGUGUAUAAAGUUCUUAGUCUUCUCAAGCUGAUGUAAAUUUGUCAAACAUGAAUAUCCGUUCCUUAAUAACACACGGAUCAAAUUCGCGCAUAAUGCUCCAUCACGAGCAAACUGUUUUAUCCUGAUAUGGGAACAUUGCAGUAUUAUACUUUGCUAGUAUCUGCCAAUAAACUUUACUAGUAUCUUUGUAUUAUAAUCA